AUGCCAACAGUUAUAGCCUUAGACGUCUCCCUGUCCAUGUCUCAGCCUGUUGUAUUGCCAGAUGUUACAGAGGAAUACCAAAGAAAACACCUGGCCAAUCAUGGAAUUAAUGCAUUUCUUGACUACCUCAGUAGCUUCUACAAGCUGGAGUUUGUAUCUCUAAUUGCCUUUAGUUACCUGUGGGAGCAGCUGUCAGCUUUCACAAGAGACUACAGUUUAAUUAGAGCAGCUCUCAACAAGGUGGAGGCAUUCAGCAAAACCUGCAUUGAAACCGCACUCAAUGGAAUUAAGACUGUUAUCUCAGAUGAAUGGAAUCAUUCUUCAUGUCAGCCUUGGUGUCGGGGCUGGGUCUUAGAUGUUGGAGAACAGGGCGGGGAACUUUUCACACUUGAUGGACCCAUCAGUUUUAAGUCAGUGGAAGAUGCCUUCAUUCGCCUAGCUGAAAAGUAUUACAGUCCUUUCUGCGGAACAUUAUCCUGUGGCAAUUUUGUAUGUCCAGUCCAUCUUUUCCCCAAACCAGAGCCAUAUAUUAGGCAAAUGGAUGAUGGCCUGGAAACACACACAGUGACAGACAAAUUAGAAAUUAUUGGUUUCAUUGAUAUUAAAGACAUUGGGAGCCCACCGACUGUGGCCCGACACCUGGUUUUACCAAAAUCAACGAAAGAUAGAGGAGCAGCAGACAAAGAUAAGGAAAACAAAAGUGGCAAGUCUGAGGAAGAAGAUGAGACUCUAGAUGAGGGCAAGACCCCAUCAUUUACUGUGCUACUGCAUGGGAGUCUGAAGGUGGAGAGUAUGGUUGCUGUAACAAGGGUUCAGGAAGACUGGUAUGGCAUGAUCUACUCCUGGGCUGACAGUAAGAAGAAGUCAAAUUUAAUGCUAGCUUUAUUUGAACCAGGUCAGAAUGCCAUUCCCUGGAUUGGGCCAUUUGACAAUCUGACCUCAUGCAAAGAAUACCUCCCAGAAGUGAUCUAUUCUGAUGAAGAAAAGAAAUCACCUUUUCCCGUCCGGCCUACAGAUAAGCGCAGCUAUGCACAAAGUUGCGUUGUGUGGAUUAAACCUUCAGGAUUACAGUCUGAUAUUCAAAAGGUGUUACGGCACGCUCGCAAGUUACCAGACAAGCUGCAGCAGUUUUACAAGGAACUGAAUCGCACCAGACGGGCUGCCCUGUCUUUUGGUUUUCUGGAACUUCUGGAGGCAAUGGCUGCCAUGUUGGAAAGAGAAUGCAGGCUGCUUCCUGGGACAGCUCAUCCCGAUGCAGCCCUACAGCUUACCCACGCAGCAAGUGCCCUGCGCUCGGAAGUGGCUCGUGACGUCACCAAGACAAUCAUGGCUCUGCAUACAAAUUUUGCCAGUGGAAGUAGUGCUUGA
Candidula unifasciata is the source of this 1368-nucleotide messenger RNA. Lineage: Eukaryota; Metazoa; Mollusca; Gastropoda; Stylommatophora; Geomitridae. The record is from the annotation of a GenBank genome assembly.